Molecule: messenger RNA, 1533 nt
Organism: Sinocyclocheilus grahami
Lineage: Eukaryota; Metazoa; Chordata; Actinopteri; Cypriniformes; Cyprinidae
Product: neurofilament light polypeptide-like
Exons: 3
Coding region: 1-1533 (510 amino acids)
Biological process (GO): neurofilament bundle assembly
Cellular component (GO): postsynaptic intermediate filament cytoskeleton; intermediate filament; cytoplasm
Molecular function (GO): structural constituent of postsynaptic intermediate filament cytoskeleton
Source: RefSeq, a predicted model, not a curated record
AUGAGCUCCUUGAGUUACAACCCCUAUCUCCCGUCUGUGCAGCGGAGGCGGGUGGUGGUGCACAGCAGGACACCCUUCAGCGGAGGAAGUAGUCGCUCUCGCUCCGUCUAUUCGACCUAUUCAUCCCCGUCCCGUGCCUCGGUUCUGUCCUCCUCAGCAGGUCUGCAGCUUUCUGCUGCAUCACCAGAUCUGGACCUGAGCCAGGCCUCUCAGCUGAGCUCAGAGUUCAAAACAGUGCGGACGCAGGAGAGGGCUCAACUUCAGAACCUUAAUGACCGCUUUGCCGGCUUCAUUGACCGUGUUCAUGGCCUGGAGCUCCAGAACCGUGCCCUGGAAGCAGAGCUGCUCUUGUUGCGCCAGAGGCACUGCGAACCCUCCCGUCUCAGGGGGUUGUAUGAGCAAGAGGCGAGGGAACUCCGUGCGGCGGUAGAUGAGGCCCGUAGGGAGCAUCAAGUGGCUCAAGAAAGGCGGGACCGACUGGAGGAGGCACUCAAGGCCUUGCAGAAUCGCUACGAAGAAGAAGUCCUGGCCCGUGAGGGAGCUGAAAGACAGAUGGUGGAUGCCAGGAAGGGGGCAGAUGAUGCGGCAUUGGCCCACACUGAGCUCGAAAAAAGAGCUGACACUCUGUUGGAUGAGCUGGCUUUCCUUAAGAGGCUCCACGAAAGCGAAAUCGCCGAGCUCCAAACCCAGGUGCAAUACAGCGCCCAGAUGUCCGUUGAGAUGGAAGUGGCCAAACCGGACCUCUCGGUAGCUCUCCGCGAAAUCCGAGGUCAAUAUGAGUGCAUGGCGCAGCAGAACAUCCAGGCUGCAGAGGAGUGGUUCCGUGGAAAGGUGAGCACCAUGGCGGAAGACACGGCCAAACACACGGAGAACAUCCGCACCUCUAAAGACGAGGCUGGGGAGUACCGUCGCCUGCUAAAAGCUAGAGACCUGGAGAUCGAAGCAUGCCAGGGCUUGAACCAAGCACUUGAGCGACAACUGCAAGAGGUCGAGGAGAAACAGAGUGCAGAGAUCGCCACCCUACAGGAUACCAUCGGUGACAUGGAGAAUGAGCUAAGAACCACGAAGAGUGAAAUGGCCCAUUACCUCAAAGAAUAUCAGGACCUUCUCAAUGUGAAAAUGGCCUUGGACAUUGAGAUAGCUGCUUACAGGAAGCUUCUAGAAGGAGAAGAAACACGCUUCAAUGUGGGCGGUAUUGGCGGUAUCUCUAGUGUGUUUUCUCCCUCCAUCGCCGCCACUCCUUCUUUCGGUCGUCCUGUGUUCUCUGUUCAGGCCAGUCUGACCUCUGGCGCCCCCUAUCUUCUGGGAACCAGACUGAUGAGCUACUCUGCCAAACCAGAUGAGAUCAUUGAAGCCAGCAAGGCGCAGGAGGCUGGGGCAAGUCCAGAGGAGGAAGAGGAGGAGGAAGAAGGUGAGAAGGAGGAAGUAGAGGAGGAAGAGGGUGAGACGGAGGAGGAGGAAGAAGAAAAAGAGGAGAAAGAAGAAGAAGAGGGUGAGAAUCAUUUGUUAUAUAUAUGCACCAAUAUACAAUAA